This is a messenger RNA of Bactrocera neohumeralis, 2170 nucleotides long. It is a transcript of the gene dmGlut, whose product is annotated as putative inorganic phosphate cotransporter. Gene Ontology annotation, cellular component: membrane. Gene Ontology annotation, biological process: transmembrane transport; monoatomic anion transport. Bases 333 to 1853 code for a protein of 506 amino acids. Gene Ontology annotation, molecular function: transmembrane transporter activity. The record is from RefSeq and is a predicted model, not a curated record. The transcript has 7 exons. Lineage: Eukaryota; Metazoa; Arthropoda; Insecta; Diptera; Tephritidae.
CACGAUCGCAAAUAUACGCGAUCGCGAAUAGUACACAGUUAAUAACCAACGUUACUUGUAGUCGCAGAGCAAUUGGUUGUAUGGACGAGUGUGCGACUUGCCACAACGCGGCGCAGGAUUUAUUGUUUAGUUGGGAAUUUUGAGCACGGAAACAGAAAUCAAAGCGCAAACUCUUGAAACACACACACACACACGACAAACGAUCAAGGCAGCGGUCCGGCUUGUGAAGCCACCGUCAAAGGAGCGCAGUUUUUGCUGUCGCAGCAGUUUUCUUGUUUAUCAAACUGGAGAAUACGAGGUAUACGCCUGUCUAUACAACAGAAAGAAUUAAAAUGACGCAACAACCGGAGUGGGGAAUACGAUUUUCGAGGUUUUUCCUCGUACCUCAGCGCGUGAUCCUUUCGAUCAUGGGCUUUUUUGCCAUACUCAAUGCAUAUACGAUGCGUAUAUGUCUCUCGGUGGCUAUUACCGAGCUAGUGGUAAAGAAAAAUUACACAGACGAAGAUGGUAGCUCGGCGGUAUGCGUGGCCGACGAUUUGGACUCGGAAACAAGUAGUGGUGGUGAAUAUGAAUGGUCAGAAGAGUUACAGGGUUAUAUUCUUUCAUCCUUCUAUAUUGGUUACAUUUUGACGCACAUUCCUGGCGGUCUAUUGGCGGAAAAAUUUGGUGGUAAAUGGACGCUCAGUUUGGGUAUACUGUCCACAGCUUUCUUCACCGUCAUUACACCACUCGCCAUCAUUCAUGGUGGUGCGACUUGGCUAAUUGUUGUGCGUAUUCUGAUGGGCAUUGGUGAGGGUACCACCUUCCCGGCUUUGAGCGUAUUAUUAGCGCAAUGGGUGCCGAUUAAAGAGCGUGGCAAAUUGGGUGCAUUGGUAUUGGGUGGCGGACAAGUCGGUACAAUUUUGGGUAAUCUGUUGUCUGGUAUACUGUUGGACGCUUACGAUUGGCCUGUGGUCUUCUAUUUCUUCGGUGGUAUCGGACUUGUAUGGUUCGUUAUUUUCACUUUCCUUUGCUACAGUGACCCAACCACACAUCCCUUCAUCAAACCUAGCGAAAAGGAGUAUCUAACCAAACAUAUGGGUAGCAUUGGACGCAACAAGAAUUUGCCACCCACACCAUGGCGCGCCAUAUUGACCAGUUUGCCAAUGUGGGCUUUGAUAUCAGCACAAAUUGGUCACGAUUGGGGUUUCUAUAUUAUGGUUACUGAUUUGCCCAAAUACAUGGCAGAUGUUAUGCAAUUCUCCAUUAAAGCUAACGGCCUCUACUCUUCCCUACCUUACGCCAUGAUGUGGAUCUUCUCGUUGGGUUCCGGUUUCGUUGGCGAUUGGUUGAUUUCACGUAAAAUCAUGAACAUCACGAAUGUGCGCAAGAUGAUGACUGGUUUAGCUGCCUUUGGUCCAGCGAUCUUCAUGGUUGCCGCUUCAUAUGCUGGUUGUGAUCGUAUUGCUGUCGUUUCACUUUUCACCAUUUGCAUGGGUCUUAUGGGUGCUUUCUAUGCGGGCAUGAAGCUUACACCGCUCGAUAUGAGUCCCAACUAUGCGGGCACAUUGAUGGCGAUCACCAACGGUAUUGGUGCGAUUACGGGCGUUGUUUCGCCAACACUGGUGGGCUGGAUGACACCAAAUGCCUCGCUGCUCGAAUGGCGUCUUGUUUUCUGGGUCGCUUUCGGUGUGCUUGUCGUCACCGCCAUUGUCUAUGUGAUCUGGGCGUCGGGUGAGGUGCAAGAUUUUAACGAUCCACCACGUAGAAUCGAUUUCGAAGCAGAGGAGAAGGAGAAAGCAGCUGUUGCAACACAACUUGAAAGUAGUGAAAACUUACAAGAUGCGCGGAAUAUAAAAACAACACACACUUAGGUUGUGUAUGUGAGUAAUAUGUAGUAGCAUAACCGUACUAUAAAACGAAUAUGUACGCGUGCACGAAAACUGCCGACAGAUCUGUUGAAGAAAGCAAAGAAUUUACAAAUCAAAUUCUAAUUAUAAAAGUAUUUAUUGUAUCUAUAGUUUAAGCAAAAAAUGCAAAAAGUAGCAAACAACAACAAGCAGACAACGAAAGUAACAACCAGCAAAGAGUAUUGAUUAAUUAAAAAAGAAAUUAGAGAAAAAGACAAUGAAAACAAAAUUUUUAAAAAAAUUAGUAAAAAAAACAUAUAAAAACAUAAACAAAAUUUAAA